Ornithodoros turicata is the source of this 1799-nucleotide messenger RNA. It is a transcript of the gene Dip-B, whose product is annotated as putative aminopeptidase W07G4.4. The record is from RefSeq and is a predicted model, not a curated record. Bases 137 to 1423 code for a protein of 428 amino acids. Gene Ontology annotation, cellular component: cytoplasm. Gene Ontology annotation, molecular function: manganese ion binding; metalloaminopeptidase activity. Lineage: Eukaryota; Metazoa; Arthropoda; Arachnida; Ixodida; Argasidae. Gene Ontology annotation, biological process: proteolysis. The transcript has 13 exons.
ACCAGGGCAUCUCAUACAGGUGGAUGCCAAGGCAGAAGAUGAGACAUUUGUGCUGUGUCUUCCAGAAUCGUUCGGAAAGAGACGCCUGGUGUACUCCCCUGCCGGACCCCUGAAUCGCUGCUACGACGAUGUUCGUAUGCUUAGUGAUGCAGCUUGCAAAGGUAUCAAGAGAGCCCUCAGUGCUGGUGCCAAACGUCCUCUGCUCGUGCUUCCGACGGGCGUGGAGAAGCUGUAUCCUCGGCACGACGUCGCCACGUUGCUUGGCGCGUUGCACGCCCUCUAUGUGCCGCUCGAGAUCCGGGAGGACGUUCCGAGCCGGCUGCAGAAGGUGAACUGUCUCGGCCUCAUAAAUUGGCCCGGGGGACAGCAGGCAUUGCGCUAUGCUUGCGCCAUCGAGUACGGCAGGAUAAUUUGCCGUGACAUCGGUGGCUCUGACCCGGAGCGAAUGGCAGCUCCGAAUGUGGCCGCUUACGUGCAGCAGGUCUUCAAGGACACCCCCGUUCAGGUGGAGGUAAUCUCGGACACGAAGACCAUCGAGAAAGAGUACCCGCUUCUGGGGGCCGUGAAUCGAGCGGCAAGAGGAAUUGAGAGGCACCGUGCAAGGUUGGUGUUGCUGACGUACGUUCCCGAAGGACCCGUCGAGACCACUUUGUAUCUCGUGGGCAAGGGCGUCACCUACGACACCGGAGGUGCCGACGUGAAGGCUGGCGGUGUCAUGGCAGGCAUGCAUCGUGACAAGUGUGGUGCCGCAGCAGUCGCAGGCUUCUUCCGGACGCUGUGUGAGUUGCGACCACGAGGCCUGAAGGUACGCGGGGCCAUGGCUAUGGUCCGUAACAGCAUCGGCUCAGACUGCUAUGUCUCGGACGAGAUCAUAACGGCACGUUCUGGGGUCCGCGUGCGUGUCGGAAAUACUGACGCCGAGGGGCGUAUGGCGAUGGUGGAUGUUCUCUCUCAGUUCAAGGAUGAGGCCGUCAAUGACCGUGAUCCCUACCUCUUCACUGUGGCAACCCUUACCGGUCAUGUCUGCCUUGCAUAUGGAGAGGGAUACGCGGCCAUAAUGGACAAUGGACCUGCCCGAAAUAAGAAGAUGAGUACCCGGGUGCAGGAAGCGGGAGCGGCGCUUGGAGACGCAUUUGAAAUAUCGACGAUACGUCGUGAGGAUUACUCCUUCUGCUGCGGGCCCUCCGAGUACGAGGAUGUCCUGCAGUGCAACAAUUUGCCCUCGUCACGGACCCCACGAGGCCACCAGCUUCCAGCAGGGUUUCUCAUCCGGGUCUCCGGGUUGGAUAAGCACGGACUGGAUUCAGAAAAACCGCUGUGUUACUCCCACGUGGACAUUGCAGCAGCAUCUGGACCAUAUCCGGGUAUUCCUUCCGGGUCCCCCAUCCCGGCUUUGGUUGAGGCCUUUGUGGGUCACGCCUAAGGCACACGUACAACCAGCUCAAACUCUUUCGUCGUGCCUUUACAGAAACCCCAGGGAUUGUCGACGUGUUUUAUGACUUAGAUGGUGUGUACCAUGGCAGUUUUUAAGUCAUUACGCACUUUAAUUAGACCGUCAUGCGAUAAAGUAUACUUGUUGUCCGUAGAUGACACGAACGUGCUCUUGAUGUUAAGAACAUCAUUUCCAUGGAUGAUAUGUUAUAGGUUUGAGCGAGGGAAUUUUCUUACUUUCAUGUAUGCCCGUGAUUACUGCCAGACCAUUACUUUUGCAUGUUCAUUUGCAGCAUAUAUAUAUAUGUGUGUGUACAUGAAUUUUAUAUUGGGGAGUGAUUUUACAGAAAUAAAUUUUUCAGACAUAA